Molecule: messenger RNA, 422 nt
Organism: Aspergillus fijiensis CBS 313.89
Lineage: Eukaryota; Fungi; Ascomycota; Eurotiomycetes; Eurotiales; Aspergillaceae
Exons: 1
Coding region: 92-376 (94 amino acids)
Source: RefSeq, a predicted model, not a curated record
GGUUGGAUUCUGGCGCCAACCCGACCAGGAUGAGGCUAAGGAGUAGUUAAGUACUGGCCGAUCCAGUCGUGAGCGUAGUCAGAUCCCUGCCAUGCAUAAAAAGCACUGUGCUUUGGUUCUUUUGGAUUUGGGAUUUGGGAUUUUCAUCCAAGGGAAAGGAAUCUGCGGAAGAAGCACGCGCGACGAGCAACAGCAACAGUCAGGUAACUAUAGCAGCGGAACUAUGAUCCCCAGUAGAUGCACCUGCAGAAUUGGCGCAGGACUGUCUGUCUGGAAGGGAUCACCAUCAUCUGGGUCUAUUCUUGUCUGUCACUUUGGAGAGGGUUCAUGUUCCGCAUUGCCUCAGAAAAGGAGGGGCGUGAGAAUAGUUGUUUGAAUUGUUUGAUACCCAGCUUGAAGGUUCUCAUGGUGGUCUGAACCUU